AGCUCAGCAUCUAUGCAAGCACCAUCGACUCCCCAGAGGCAUCCACACCAUAUCGCCAGUCGUCACUUACUCCAUGCAAUGCAAGGCAUAAGCAAUGCGCCAACGCUGCCGCGCUGCUCGCUGUCGCCGCUGGUCGUACUCAGCGCGUUCCUCGUCCUCCUCGGCGCCGGCGGGUCGCUCCUCAUCCGGGCCUACUUCGUCCACGGCGGCCGGAGGCUGUGGCUUUCCACCAUGAUCCAGUUGUCCGGCUGGCCGCUCCUCCUCCCGCCCAUAUGCGCCUCCCUGCUCCUCCGCAGCCGGAGCAGGGACGGCGCUGGCGGCGGCGUCGCCGACCACCUCCCCCCUCCGCGCCUCGUCCGCGCCGUGGCCGUCCUCGGCGCGGUCUUCGCCGUGGCGUGCUUCGCGUACUCGCUGGGGUCGCAGGCCCUGCCCCUGUCCACGUCCUCACUGCUGCAGGCGACGCAGCUCACCUUCAACGCCGUCUCCGCGUUCCUCUUCGCCGGGCUCCGCUUCACGCCCUUCUCGGUCAACGCGGUCGUCCUGCUCACCAUCGGCCCGGCGGUGCUCGGGUUCGCGCCGUCGUCGGAGACGGAGGCACAAGCUGAAGGCUCGACGGCGUACUGGACGGGGUUCUUGGAGUGCAUGUCCUCGGCCGCGCUAAUUGGGCUCGUGCUGCCGCUGGUCGAGGUCGCCAUGUCGAGGUACGGGCGCCGGGACGGCGGCCCCGCCGCCGCGAGAGCGCCGCCUCCGUCGUACGCGACGGUCAUGCAGAUCCAGGCCGUGAUGGGCGCGGCCGGCACUGCGGUGUGCCUGGUCGGCAUGGCCAUCGCGAAGGACUUCCAGGCGAUACCGACGGAGGCCGCCGCGUUCGGGCUCGGCGAGACCAACUACUACCUGCUGCUCAUCUUUGGGGCCGUCUCGUGGCAGCUCUCCAACCUGGGGAUCAUGGGGCUCAUCGUCUGCUCCUCGUCGCUCCUCGCCGGCAUCAUGAUCGCGCUUGUCCUGCCGCUCUCGGAGGUCCUCGCCGUCAUCUUCCUCCACGAGAAGUUCGACGGGGUCAAGGGCAUCGCGCUGGUGCUCUGCCUCUGGGGCUUCGUCUCCUACCUCUACGGCGAGAGCGCGCGGAAGAAGAUGAAGGCUACCGGCAAGCAGGUGGCAGAGGGAAGUAAAGACCUGGAGUCAAUCCGUUGCCCCCUGGUGGCACCUUAAUGUUUCUAAAAUGUUUUUAGUUCCCACUUCCCACCGUGCUUGGUUGGUGAAUCUGUCCACAUUGGACAGAUUGCACUGUUCAUGCAUGUGGUAGGUACAGUAGCUUUAGUGAUCUGUCUGCUAAAGUUCAUCUAAUAAAGGAAGUUGUUUGUUUAGGCAAACAGUUAGACCAGA
Messenger RNA from Setaria italica (foxtail millet), 1383 nucleotides. Its product is annotated as purine permease 3. Bases 13 to 1209 code for a protein of 398 amino acids. The transcript has a single exon. NCBI's taxonomy places the organism in Eukaryota, Viridiplantae, Streptophyta, Magnoliopsida, Poales, Poaceae. The record is from RefSeq and is a predicted model, not a curated record. Gene Ontology annotation, cellular component: membrane. Gene Ontology annotation, molecular function: purine nucleoside transmembrane transporter activity.